Molecule: messenger RNA, 2143 nt
Organism: Nannospalax galili (Upper Galilee mountains blind mole rat)
Lineage: Eukaryota; Metazoa; Chordata; Mammalia; Rodentia; Spalacidae
Gene: Asic3
Product: acid sensing ion channel subunit 3
Exons: 9
Coding region: 564-2018 (484 amino acids)
Biological process (GO): sodium ion transmembrane transport
Cellular component (GO): membrane
Source: RefSeq, a predicted model, not a curated record
GGUGCCUAGAGGACCCCAAUGGCAACCCCAACCCCAAUAUGUCUGGGUUCCCUUCAAGCCCUAAUCAGGACUGCUGCGGUUUCCUCCUGGCGCCUGUGGUCUCUAACAGCAAUGAUCCCCCCCAUGCUGCACUAAUGGCUCAGCCUGGGGCUCCAGGGACUUCCUCCACCCCCUAGACUACUCUGCUGGCCCCUCAACCCCCCUCACUGCUGAAACCCAAUCCUCUGCAGCAGCUUCAGCUCAGCACUGCUCUGCGGCCCCUGUCUGCCACUGCUGCCGCGCCCUACCUAGUUGCUGUGCCGCCCCAGGCCCUCGGAGUCAACGCCUGUGCUGGGGAAGGCAGAGCUGGACCGCUUCUUGAUUCAGUCCUGUCAGGCCAGUACUCCCCCCACCUCUCAGACUUAGCUCCCCUCUCUCUUCUCUCCCCUCUUCUUCGCUUCUUUCCUCCUCAGUCCUUACCGAACCUCCUGAAUCCCAUCUCAACCCGUUAGCCCUACAAACCACCCUCUGUCACUCCUCCUAAGCCCUAUACUCAGUCAGUUGCCCCUUCCCGGGCUCCAGCCAUGAAGCCCCCCUCGGGGCUGGAGGAGGCCCCAAGGCGGCAGGCCUCAGAUAUCCAAGUGUUCGCCAACAGCUGCACGAUGCACGGUCUGGGCCAUGUCUUUGGCCCCGGAGGCCCAACCCUGCGCCGCGGGCUGUGGGCCACAGCUGUGCUCCUGUCGCUGGCUGCAUUCCUCUACCAGGUGGCUGAGCGUGUGCGCUACUAUGGGGAGUUUCAUCAUGAGACCACCCUGGAGGAGCGAGAGAGUCACCAGCUCAUCUUCCCGGCUGUUACUUUGUGCAACAUCAACCCACUACGCCGCUCACGCCUCACACCCAAUGACCUGCACUGGGCUGGGAUGGCACUGCUGGGCCUGGACCCCGCUGAGCACGCUGCCUACCUUCGUGCCCUGGGCCGGAACCCCACACCACCUGGCUUCAUGCCCAGUCCCACCUUCGACAUGGCGCAGCUCUACACCCGAGCUGGCCACUCCCUUGAGGACAUGCUUCUGGACUGUCGCUACCGUGGCCAGCCCUGUGGGCCUGAGAACUUCACUGUGACCUUCACUCGGAUGGGGCAGUGCUACACAUUCAACUCUGGUGCCCGUGGGGCAGAGUUGCUCACCACUCCAAAGGGCGGUGCUGGCAACGGCUUAGAAGUCAUGUUGGAUGUGCAGCAGGAAGAGUAUCUGCCGGUGUGGAGAGACAUGGAAGAGACCCCGUUUGAGGUGGGGAUCCGAGCGCAGAUUCACAGCCAGGAGGAGCCCCCUGCCAUCGACCAGCUGGGCUUUGGGGCAGCCCCCGGCCACCAGACUUUUGUGUCCUGCCAGCAGCAGCAACUGAACUUCCUGCCACCGCCCUGGGGCGACUGCAAUACUGCAUCUGUGGACCCCGACUUUGAUCCUGAGCCCUCUGACCCCCUGGGUUCCCCUAGCUCCAACCCCAGCCCUCCUUAUAGUUUAAUAGGGUGUCGCCUGGCCUGUGAGACCCGCUAUGUGGCCCGGAAGUGCGGCUGUCGAAUGAUGCAUAUGCCUGGUAGCGCAUCAGUGUGCAGCCCCCAGCAAUACAAGGACUGCGCCAGCCCAGCUCUGGACGCCAUGCUGCGGAAGGACAGGUGUGCCUGCCCCAAUCCAUGCGCCACGACCCGCUAUGCCAAGGAGCUCUCCAUGGUGCGGAUCCCCAGCCGCGCCGCAGCUAGCUACCUGGCCCGGAAAUACAACCGCAGUGAAGCCUACAUAGCGGAGAACGUACUGGUCCUCGACAUCUUCUUUGAGGCCCUCAACUAUGAGGCGGUGCAGCAGAAGAAGGCCUAUGAAGUGUCAGAACUGCUGGGCGACAUUGGGGGCCAGAUGGGACUGUUCAUUGGAGCCAGCCUGCUUACCAUCCUCGAGAUCCUCGACUACCUCUGUGAGGUGGGAAAGGCCCUCAACCAGGGGAUGGGAGAUCAGAAUAGUAGUGUCAAGGGAGAAGUAGUAUAGGCCCAGCCCAAGCCCAGUAGCAAUGUGCAGUCAUCUUGGCCAGUCCCCACCUGACCCUUCCUCCUCCCACAGCUUCAGGAAGGGCUGAACAGCCAUGGAACGCACAUUCCCCACCACAGCCUGGG